CGCAAUCCAGGCAGCCACCACUUAUUGAUUUCUCAUUCUUGGACCUUUCUUUUCUUUUCCCAUCGCCAAGUAGACAAGAAACGGGAGCCCUUCUUUCAGGAUAGCUCGGCGUAAUCGAUCGAUUUCCUGUCCUUUUGUUCCUCCUUUUGCAAUUCUUAAUAUCCAAAUUUUAAUCAGUACACUCGCUCAACUUGUCUAGCUACCACCGUCGCUCUUUUUUUAGCCUCACUCGCCAUCUCCAUAUCGCGCCCUGCGCUUAACUCUUGGCUUUCCAUCAGACCUGUUUCGCAUUUUCAGGGCCAAGCCGGAAGCAAAAAGUCAAGAACAAAACCCCCCAGCUGCCUUGACUCCGUUGCCCCUUUGGAAAGAAUAGAAGAUCUUCGGCGCUCCCCAAGACUUUUUUACUCCAUACCAAGCACACCAAGAAUUCAAACUACAGCAUACCAACGAGCAAACAGCCUCGAUCUAAUAUAACAGACUUCAAGAUGGGCUUCACCAAGAGCUCUCUAAUCUCGGCCGCCUUGCUGGCGAGCCAGGCCUCGGCCACCCUGCAGCCCAUCGUUAAGGAGGGCAACAAGUUCUUCUACGAGAACGGCACCCAGUUUUACAUGAAGGGUAUUGCAUACCAGCAGGCUGUCGGCGCCGCCGGUGCCGCUACCACACAAAAAACUUUCGUCGACCCGUUGGCGGACGAGAAGGCCUGCAAGCGUGACAUUCCCAACUUGCAAAAGGCUGGUACCAACACGAUCCGUGUUUACCAGAUUGACCCUACCGCCAACCACGAUGCCUGCAUGAAGAUGCUCGAUGAUGCUGGCAUCUAUGUCAUCGCCGAUCUUGGAGAGCCCUCUACCUCGAUCGACCGUGAGAACCCAGAGUGGAACACCAAGCUCUACGACCGCUACAAGGCCGUCGUCGACGUGCUUGCAAAGUACACCAACACGAUCGGUUUCUUCUCGGGUAACGAGGUCACAAACCAGGCGAACAACACCAUGGCCUCUGCCUACGUCAAGGCCGCAACCCGUGACACCAAGAAGUACAUCAAGCAAAAGGGUUACAGAUGGAUGGGUGUCGGUUACGCCACCAACGACGACAAGGAUAUCCGCGAUCCUCUUGCCGCCUACUUCAACUGUGGCGACCAGGAUGCGGCCAUCGACUACUGGGGAUACAACAUUUACUCUUGGUGCGGUGACAGCGACUUCACCAAGUCGCAGUACGACCAGCACAUCAAGAACUUUGCAAGCUACUCCGUCCCCGUUUUCCUGGCCGAGUACGGCUGCAUUGACGGUAUUGGCGGUGCUGAAGGCCGCAAGUGGACCGAGACCACCGCCCUCUACUCGGACAGGAUGACCGGAACCUUCUCUGGUGGUAUUGUUUACAUGUACUUCCAGGAGGACAACGACUACGGUCUGUUCAAGGCUAGCGCCAACGGCGGUGGCAGCACCAUGAAGAACUUUGACGCCCUCGUCAACGUUAUGAAGGAUGUAAACCCCAAGACCAUCGAGAAGAGCUCAUUCACCUCGAACAACAAGCCCCUCGACUGCCCCGGAAUUCAGUCGAACUGGCUUGCCGCCUCAGCCCUGCCUCCCACUCCCGACCAGGCCGUCUGCGAGUGCAUGACCAAGUCUGCCACGUGUGCGCCCUCCAGCAGCUUGUCCGAGAAGGACUACGGCGAGAUCUUCAGCUUCAUCUGCGGCGCCGGCGACUCUUGCAAGGGCAUCAACGGAAACGCUACCACCGGCCAGUACGGCGCUUUCCACGGCUGCGACUCCAAGUCCAAGCUCACCUACGCCCUGGACCAGUACUACAAGUCGCAGCGCAACUCCGCUACCGCCUGCGACUUCAAGGGCAAGGCCACCGUCGUCACCCCGCAGCAGGCCGCCUCGACCUGCUCUUCGCUCCUCUCGGCUGCCACCGCCGCCGCCGACAAGGCCAACGCUGGCGCCGGCUCCGGCUCCGACACGUCCAAGAACGCUGCGUCGUCCUUCAGGGCUCCGGGCGGUCUCGCCCAGAUGGCUCUCGGCAUGUACGUCGCCGCUGCUGUUGGUGUUGGUGCGACCAUGUUCAUGCUGUAAAAGUGGUGAUUGGAAUUUCGUUGGUUGGCAUAAUCUUUCUUUCUUAACCUCUCCUUUGUUUUGGAUUCUUGCACUUGAUACGCCUAUCGUGCAUUGGCAUUGGUUGUAAUGGAAACUUCUAGAGAACAAUAGGUCAAUGUGACAUUCUGACAGUUUAAAAAAAAGUUGGAUUGUGUUUGAGAUUGGCAUUUAUAGAUGAAAUCACGCUUUCUCAUUUCAAUAUGCUUCUCUUAUUUGUGAAUGCCGGGCUUUGAAACAAAAGCAAUGGUAAGAGCAAAUGCUAUUCGUCU
This is a messenger RNA of Pyricularia oryzae 70-15, 2362 nucleotides long. Its product is annotated as 1,3-beta-glucanosyltransferase gel4. The transcript has 2 exons. Lineage: Eukaryota; Fungi; Ascomycota; Sordariomycetes; Magnaporthales; Pyriculariaceae. The record is from RefSeq and is a predicted model, not a curated record. Gene Ontology annotation, molecular function: 1,3-beta-glucanosyltransferase activity. Bases 486 to 2072 code for a protein of 528 amino acids. Gene Ontology annotation, cellular component: cytoplasm; fungal-type cell wall. Gene Ontology annotation, biological process: fungal-type cell wall (1->3)-beta-D-glucan biosynthetic process.